CAAGCAUCAAGAGUUUGAAAAUCGGUGGUGGAGCAGCAGCAUCUCCUGCACAAAAGAGAGGACUUGGGACGUCACUCAUUUAACACCAAAAUACCUGCAGUGAUGCUGUGUGCGGAGGAGGGCGCGGAGCUGCAGUGCACGGUGGCGGUGGAGCAGCUGACCUCCUGCGGACAGACGGCCCGCAGACAGCUGAUCCGCAGGGCCGCCGUCCUCCUGGGCCGGAACGAGUUCCAGGAGAUCAUUCUCCGCCUGCACGACGGGAAGGUGACGCACAGCUACCGCAUGAAGGAGUUCAGACUCUUCACCAAGUUCGUCAGGGAGGGCAAGUGCACCGUGAAGCUGCUGCCUGAGAACAUCCAGCUGCUGCUGUCCAACUGCCCCCCGGACAGGCUGAGCCUGUUCCUGAAGACGCUGAGCAUCAAGCACCAGGCCUGGCAGGCCGGGAAACCCCUCAGCGACCGGGACAAGCUGAAGGCUGGCCUGCCCCGCAGCUUCGAGGCCAUCAGCCCCCUGCAGCACAAGGACAUCCAGAAGGUGAACGAGCUGCGGAGCAAGGCGGCCCCCCCGGGUCUGGCAGACCGCACCAACAAGCCUGCGGUGGGGACGCGGACGGGCCAGCAGGUCAAACGCUCCAGGAGCGACGCCAACUUCAGCCCUGUGAAGGCAAACCCCAAUAAGAAGCCCAUCCUGUCUCUACCUUCACGUAAGCUGAAUAAAGAGCAGGCUGCUGUCCUCAAGGCUGUGCUGGGCGGCAGGAGCGUCUUCUUCACUGGCAGUGCAGGCACAGGAAAGUCCUUCUUGCUGAAGAGGAUCAUGGGGUCUCUCCCACCAAAGAGCACCUUUGCAACAGCCAGCACCGGAGUGGCUGCCUGUCACAUUGGAGGAACAACUUUGCACAAUUUUGCUGGCAUCGGCUCGGGCUCUGCCCCUCUGGAGCAGUGCAUCGAGCUGGCCCAGCGGCCCGGCGUCCUGCAGCACUGGACCACCUGCAGACACCUCAUCAUCGACGAGGUUUCCAUGGUGGAGGCCCAGUUCUUUGACAAACUUGAAUCAGUGGCCCGAUCAGUCAGGAGGUCCACGCAGCCGUUUGGAGGCAUCCAGCUGAUCGUAUGUGGGGACUUCCUUCAACUUCCUCCAGUUUCUAAGGGAAAGGAGAAGGCCAGCUUCUGCUUCCAGGCCAGGAGUUGGCGGAAAGUCAUCCAGGUCAACAUGGAGCUGACUGAAGUGAGGAGGCAAACGGACCAGAACUUCAUCUCCCUCCUGCAGGCGGUGAGGGUGGGCAGGGUGACGGAGGAAAUCACGUCGAAGCUGAUGAAAAGUGCCUACCACGAGGUGGAGAGGGACGGCAUCGUAGCGACCAGGCUGUGCACGCACAAGACUGAUGUGGAGGUCACCAAUGAGGAGAGACUCCAGCAGCUCCCAGGAGCGGUGCGAGUGUUUGACGCGGUGGACAGCGACCCAGAGCUGCUGAAGACCAUAGAUACUCACAGUCCCGUUGGCAGAAAGAUCCAUCUAAAGGUUGGAGCUCAGGUCAUGCUGACAAAAAACCUGGAUGUAGCUCGAGGUCUGGUGAACGGCGCACGAGGAGUGGUUGUGGCUUUUCAGUCUGAAAAACACGGACUGCCACGCGUGCGCUUCCUGUGCGGCGUCACAGAAGUGCUGAAGCCGGAGCGCUGGGUCUUCAAGUCUGGUGGUGGGGGACACUUGAGUCGACAGCAGCUGCCGCUGAAGCUGGCCUGGGCCAUCUCCAUCCACAAGAGCCAGGGAAUGACCCUGGACUGUGUAGAGAUCUCUCUGGCGCGUGUGUUUGAAAGCGGUCAGGCGUAUGUGGCGCUGUCUCGGGCCCGGAGCUUAGAGGGUCUCAGGGUCAUGGACUUCGAUCCCCAUGUGGUGCGAGCAGAUCCAGAUGUUCUCGUCUUCUACAAGAAGCUGAGGAAGGAGAGGCUGCUCAUGCAGGCCUCCAUGGAGGAUUUUAUCAGCAACAAUGACGAUGCUUAAAGAGAAGGAUGCUUGAAGGGAGGGAUGCUUCAGCGUCGCUGCAAGUGGUAUGCACUAAGUGCAGGAGUUCUUGAGAUGGUUUGUUUCCUCACAACCACAUCAAGGUUUUGAUGCCAGCUGGACUGUUCAGUCAUGGACUGCUGGAAAUGUUUUUUUUUGU
Messenger RNA from Cololabis saira (Pacific saury), 2158 nucleotides. It is a transcript of the gene pif1, whose product is annotated as PIF1 5'-to-3' DNA helicase homolog (S. cerevisiae). Gene Ontology annotation, biological process: DNA repair; telomere maintenance. Lineage: Eukaryota; Metazoa; Chordata; Actinopteri; Beloniformes; Belonidae. Gene Ontology annotation, molecular function: DNA helicase activity; ATP hydrolysis activity. The transcript is spliced from 14 exons. The record is from RefSeq and is a predicted model, not a curated record. The coding region runs from base 103 to 1998 and encodes 631 amino acids.